ACUGGCGGGAACCUGGUCUGUUUUGGCUCUCAACACUCUCUUGCUACUCUCUCGCUCCAAAACCCUCCAAACCCUUCGCCAUGAGCAACAAUGGCAAAACCCGAAAACGGCCGGCACCGCCGCAGCAGCCGUCGCCGGUGAACCCACCACCGCCCAAGCAGCGCGCCGCGUCUCAAGAAGAAGAGGAAUUUCUCGACGAGGACGUCUUCCUCGACGAAACCCUACUCGAGACCGAAGACGACCUCGUUCUCCGAGACAUCGAGCAGCGCCAAUCCCUCGCCUCCCGCCUCACCAGGUGGGCCCGCCCACCUCUCUCCGAUGCCUACAAGUCCGCCUCCAAAAGCAUCCUGUUUCAGCAAUUGGAGAUUGACUAUGUGAUUGGAGAGAGCAAUAGAGAAUUGUUGCCUAAUUGGUCCGGUCCUGCUGCCAUUAUCAGAAUAUUUGGGGUUACAAAGGAAGGACAUAGUGUUUGCUGCCACGUUCAUGGAUUCGAGCCAUAUUUCUAUAUCAACUGCCCUCCAGGGAUGGGACAUGAUGAUAUUCCUCGGUUUCGUCAGACUCUCGAGGCGAAGAUGGGGGAGGCAAACAGGAACAAUAAGGCAUCAAUGUUCAUUCGACGUGUUGAAAUGGUGUACAAGAGGAAUAUAAUGUAUUACCAGCAGCAGGAUUCCAAUCCCUUUCUCAAAAUUGUUGUUUCUUUGCCAACAAUGGUGGCCCGCUGCCGGGGUAUUCUUGAUAAAGGCAUACAAAUUGAUGGUGUUGGUGAGAAGAGCUUCAUGACAUAUGAAAGCAAUGUUCUGUUUGCUCUUCGAUUCAUGAUUGAUUGCAACAUAGUUGGUGGAAAUUGGAUUGAGGUACCUGCCGGAAAAUAUAAGACAGCAAAGAGUACAUCGUACUGCCAAUUAGAGUUCAAUUGCCUAUAUUCAGACUUGAUCAGCCAUGCUCCUGAAGGUGAAUUUUCGAAGAUGGCUCCAUUUCGCAUUUUAAGCUUUGACAUCGAGUGUGCUGGACGCAAAGGUCAUUUUCCUGAUGCCAAGCAUGAUCCUGUCAUCCAGGUGGCCAACCUAGUUACUUUGCAGGGACAGAAUCAGCCAUUUAUUCGUAAUGUUAUGACUCUUAAGUCAUGCUCCCCUAUAGCUGGUGCUGAUGUGAUUUCCUUUGAUACAGAAAGAGAAGUCUUGCUGGCUUGGAGGGACUUAAUCCGUGAGGCAGACCCAGAUGUCAUAAUUGGAUAUAACAUCUGUAAAUUUGAUUUGCCAUAUCUCAUUGAGAGAGCUGAGACUUUGGGAAUACCUGAAUUUCCAAUACUUGGGCGCAUCAGAAACAGCAGGGUUCGGGUCAAAGACACUACUUUUUCUUCAAGGCAGAUGGGAACCAGGGAAAGUAAAGAAGUAACAAUUGAAGGGAGGGUUCAAUUUGAUAUACUCCAGGUUAUGCAACGGGAUUAUAAAUUAAGCUCAUAUUCAUUGAAUUCUGUCUCAGCACACUUUCUUUCUGAGCAGAAAGAGGACGUUCACCAUUCCAUAAUAUCUGAUCUUCAGAAUGGCAAUGCGGAAACUAGGAGGCGACUUGCUGAGUAUUGUCUGAAGGAUGCUUACCUCCCGCAGAGGCUUUUGGACAAACUUAUGUUUAUUUACAAUUAUGUAGAGAUGGCUCGAGUCACUGGUGUUCCCAUCUCAUUUCUACUUUCCAGAGGGCAGAGCAUCAAGGUGCUUUCUCAACUUCUUAGGAAGGCUAAACAAAAGAACCUUCUCCUUCCAAAUGUCAAACAGGCUGGAUCUGAACAAGGAACAUAUGAAGGUGCCACUGUUUUGGAAGCAAAGGCAGGAUUUUAUGAAAAGCCAAUUGCAACUUUGGAUUUUGCAUCCCUGUACCCCUCAAUCAUGAUGGCUUAUAAUCUAUGCUAUUGCACCCUGGUCCGAUCUGAAGAUGUACGCAAACUCAACCUUCCUCCAGAAUGUGUGAACAAAACUCCAUCUGGAGAAACAUUUGUUAAACCGAAUUUGCAAAAGGGAAUUCUUCCUGAAAUUCUUGAAGAACUAAUAGCUGCUCGGAAGAGAGCAAAAGCGGAUUUGAAGGAAGCAAAGGAUCCGCUUGAGAAGGCAGUGCUAGAUGGUCGACAAUUGGCCUUAAAGAUAAGUGCAAAUUCCGUAUAUGGGUUUACCGGAGCUACAAUUGGUCAGUUACCAUGUUUGGAGAUAUCAUCAAGUGUCACGAGCUAUGGUCGACAGAUGAUUGAGCACACAAAAAACCUUGUAAAAGAAAAAUUUACUACUCUUGGAGGCUAUGAACAUAAUGCCGAGGUAAUAUAUGGGGACACAGAUUCAGUUAUGGUGCAAUUCGGUGUAAGUACUGUUGAAGCAGCAAUGAAAUUGGGAAGAGAAGCUGCUGAUGCUAUCAGUGCCACGUUCACAAAGCCUAUCAAACUCGAGUUUGAGAAAGUUUAUUAUCCAUAUCUUCUGAUUAGCAAGAAGAGAUAUGCUGGUUUGUUUUGGACAAAUCCAGAGAAGUUCGACAAAAUGGAUACUAAAGGCAUUGAAACAGUACGAAGAGACAAUUGCUUAUUGGUAAAAAACCUGGUAAAUGAGUGCUUGCACAAAAUACUGAUUGACAGAGAUAUUCCUGGGGCAGUCCAGUUUGUCAAGAACACUAUAUCUGAUCUUCUUAUGAACCGCAUGGAUUUGUCACUCUUGGUUAUCACUAAGGGUCUGUCAAAAACUGGGGAGGAUUAUGGAGUAAAGGCAGCUCAUGUUGAACUUGCUGAGCGUAUGCGCAAGCGAGAUGCUGCCACUGCUCCAACGGUUGGGGAUCGAGUACCAUAUGUCAUUAUCAAAGCUGCAAAAGGUGCCAAGGCUUAUGAGAGGUCAGAGGACCCCAUCUAUGUGCUCGAGAAUAACAUUCCUAUAGACCCUCAAUAUUAUCUUGAAAACCAAAUCAGCAAGCCACUCUUAAGAAUUUUUGAGCCUAUUUUGAAGAAUGCUAGCUCGGAACUUCUCCAUGGAAGUCAUACAAGAUCUAUUUCAAUGCCUACUCCCUCCAACAGUGGCAUAAUGAGAUUUGCAAAGAAACAACUCACUUGCCUUGGUUGUAAAACUCCAAUUAGCAAUUCAGACAGAACUCUGUGCUCACACUGUAAGGGAAGAGAAGCUGAACUUUACUGCAAAACUGUGGCUCAUGUUUCUGAGCUGGAGACUCUUUUUGCACGUUUAUGGACACAGUGCCAGGAGUGCCAAGGUUCACUUCAUCAAGAUGUGCUCUGCACAAGUCGGGAUUGCCCUAUAUUUUACAGGAGAAAGAAGGCACAAAAAGACAUGGGUGAAGCUAAAGUGCAAUUAGACCGGUGGAACUUCUGAGAUUCGCCUGAAAGAGUUCAUGGGCAAGAUAUAUAUUAUACUUGCAAAAGAUGAAUAUUUCAUGGGCAAGAUUAUUCCUCCUUGUUGAGUAUGGCAGAUUUUGGUCCAUUCUGCUGGCAAAGGAAAUUGUGAGUGAAGAACUGAAACCAAAGAUGAUGUGGAACCAGGAACAACUUUUGAAGAUCUCAACAUUUUCGUUUAACUAGUAUCUCAAUAUGGAAUGCAUGAAUGUCAUUCAAUGCAUCUUCUUUAGCUGAGAAGGUGACCAGUCUCGAUGCAUUCUAAUUUGCUCCUUUGUACCAACUUGCCACUAAUUCUAUAUCUAUAUAGUUUUCUAGUUGUAUUUUAA
This is a messenger RNA of Rosa rugosa (rugosa rose), 3702 nucleotides long. Its product is annotated as DNA polymerase delta catalytic subunit. Bases 81 to 3353 code for a protein of 1090 amino acids. Gene Ontology annotation, molecular function: DNA binding; DNA-directed DNA polymerase activity; 3'-5'-DNA exonuclease activity. The record is from RefSeq and is a predicted model, not a curated record. NCBI's taxonomy places the organism in Eukaryota, Viridiplantae, Streptophyta, Magnoliopsida, Rosales, Rosaceae. The transcript is spliced from 30 exons. Gene Ontology annotation, biological process: DNA replication proofreading; nucleotide-excision repair, DNA gap filling; base-excision repair, gap-filling. Gene Ontology annotation, cellular component: delta DNA polymerase complex.